AUGUUCCUCACGGUCAAACUGCUCUUGGGCCGAAGAUGCAGCCUGAAGGUAUCUGGAAAAGAAAGUGUGGCCGCACUCAAGAAACUGGUUUCUCAGCACCUGCAGGUGCCGGAGGAGCAGCAGCACCUGCUGUUCCGAGGCCAGCUCCUGGCUGAUGACAAAUACCUCUCAGAUUACAGCAUUGGGCCCAAUGCCUCCAUUAAUGUCAUCAUGAGGCCUCAAGAGGAUGUAGCGCUGGAUAAGACCCAUCAAACCCAGCCCUUGUGGCUCCAGCUGGGCCAGGUCCUAGACAAACAUUUUGGACCAAAGGAUGCAAAGACAGUGCUGGGGUUUUUGAGGCAAGAGCACGAGGAGCGUCUGCAGAAGCUGAGCCUGGAGGCCCUGGAGCAGUUGGUGGGCCAACUCCUGGCACAACAGCAGCUUGAAGAGCUGGAAGAGGAAAAGGAAGCCCUUGCUGUUGCAUCAGAACUCCAACAAAAUGGUGAAGGAGGAGGAGGAGGAGGACAGGAGGAGAAGGAGGAAAGGAGGAAGAAGAGAAGGUUGAGGAGGAAGGAGGAGGUGGCUCAUCCUUCUCUUGCUCACUAA
Molecule: messenger RNA, 585 nt
Organism: Apodemus sylvaticus (European woodmouse)
Lineage: Eukaryota; Metazoa; Chordata; Mammalia; Rodentia; Muridae
Gene: Ubl4b
Product: ubiquitin like 4B
Molecular function (GO): protein binding
Source: RefSeq, a predicted model, not a curated record